Molecule: messenger RNA, 5253 nt
Organism: Acromyrmex echinatior (Panamanian leafcutter ant)
Lineage: Eukaryota; Metazoa; Arthropoda; Insecta; Hymenoptera; Formicidae
Product: LHFPL tetraspan subfamily member 6 protein
Cellular component (GO): membrane
Source: RefSeq, a predicted model, not a curated record
GGCGCCGUGCGCGACGACGACGACGACGACGGCACCGUAAUCGUCGUCGACAACUUCGGAUCGACGAUAUCCGCGCGCGCUUAUAUUUUUCUCGUCAUCGCUCGUCUCGUCUCCGUUGGCUUGAGAAAGAAGUGCCAUCGACUUCCGGGUCGGGAAACUUAAUUUUCAACUUUCCGCUAAUUCGCGAUUUCUCUGUCUCGCGAUUUUCUCGACAUCUUUCGCGCCGCGGAGAGUGACGUGAGAGUGACGGCGCGGGCGCCCGACUCCAAAACGAACGAUACGAAUGAUACGAAUACUUUUUAUGAACGUGCUUCACUUAUCGGGAACGUGGUGGAGAACGAGCACCGCAGCGUGGGUAGCGGUGGUCGCAUCUAUAAUUAACCUUGGAGGAGGCGUCUGGCAGGGGAACAAAGUACCAUCUCGGCAAGAAUUUAGGUCCAUCGGUGAAUUCUCGAUGAAAAACGGACUCUUGGUAAAUUAACAACGCGAUGCAGAAAAGAACAGAGGAUACGACUUGCGCAUCAUUAAUUUUUAUUCUUGAGUAAAAAUCCGUUCCCUAAUAAAUGUCACGUUUUGAAUAAUUAGAGAUCCAUAUGACAAUACGUAGUAAUUUUGGGAAGCGAUCUUUAGGACAUCUAUCGAAAGAGGAUUAUUAACAGGCGGUAUUAAUGCAUUCUGCGGAAUAAUGAACUUGAACCUGAAUGACAGUUGUGGCUUACAAACCGAGUGGCUCGUCUAUGGAACUGCAGGCAGUGAACUGUGCAAUCGUUUGGAAGGGUAACUUUCUUGUGGUUUCCCAGUGUGUAAGUGGGAAAUCGCUUCAUCGUCACUCGGCAUGAAUUUUGCGACAUGAGAUAUGUAUGUUACAGAAACGGGAAUCGGAAUUAACCGAGUGACUCAUUUCGGAGAAGUGAUAUUCUGAGCGACACUUCGGUCACGUUUUACGAGUCGAGUAAUUCCUCGUGGAAUCUGAAUUAACGGCUUCGCCGUUGGCCUCUCGACGGCGACGUUACAUCGGAAAACGACGACAAAGACCGAAUGAUUAAGAGGGAGGGAAUAAUUAAAGCAAUCGGAUGUUCGAACCUGUAAGAGAACGCAUUUCCAGGCACGUUCUGAUCCAUGAUUAGGAGGAGGAUCGAUCGAUUUUGGAAUUAACUGCCCACGAGUGUCAAACGGGCCGCGACAGGAACAUCAAUACCCUAAUAAAUGUCACUCGCACGAUCGAUCGUCGCCUUUUGCCAGCCAUGACGUAAAGAGAGGAUUUAACAGCGACGAGGGUCAACGUUGUCGAGAGCGGCUGUCGGGAUCGGCUGUCCACGAUCGUAUGCAGGUCCCGAUCUCUCGUGUGGGUGCGUCGAAGUUCGUGAUCCUGACACCGCUUAGGGGGGUGGUCCCCUACAGUUAUGCACGGAUGGAGGAUGAACUGCAGUGCGUGAGGGAGAGAGGUGAUCGCUCCUAAACCGAUGAGAUGACAGUGCUGUGCGUGCUGUGGGCUACUCUGUCCACUGUGGCCUCGAUUCUUGCGUGCUCCGGUUUUUAUCUGCCUUACUGGAUUCAGGGACGACUGUUGGGGAAGGCCGACGCGUACUUCAGUUCCUUUCGGCGUUGCAACUACCCGCGAAUCAGGGCGCCCAACGCCACGCCUGAGAUAGUUUACGAGUGUGCGAGGUAUUCCAGUUUUUGGGACAUACCGAGUGCUUGGUGGCAGGCGAGCACAGUCACGAUGGGUAUCGGCGUCGCGAUUGCCGUGAUCGGCGCCCUGACACUUUUGGCAGCGGCAUCGUCGUUCCUCCCGCAUAUUCUCAAAACGCCAAAGCACACGAGGAUUCUUGGUUCCUUACAAUUGCUCGCUGCCACGAUGAUAUGCGGCGGCCUGGUCAUGUAUCCGAUAGGCUGGGAUAAUCGGGAGGUACGCGAAUCCUGUGGGAAGGGAGCCAACGUUUACAAUCUCGGGAAGUGCUCGGUGUCCUGGUCGAGUCACUUGCUGGUCGGUUCGGUGGCGUUGCUGAUGCUGUGCUUCGGCCUGAGCUUCUGCGCGGCGCGACACAAGCCCGACGCGAAUCCGCACACGGAUCCCCUGCGCAUUUGACAAUCGAGGUACUCCCAGUCGAUACACGCCUACGCCUCGCCGAAGACGACCACCCUCUCCAUCGUCACGGUCUGUUGAUCACGCGUGCCUGUUGCGUGCACGAGUAUGUGUCAUCAUCGCGCGUACAAAUACCGCGUGCGAAUUCCGCGCAUCGCGGCAUGCAUGAAACCGCGUUCUCGUUGCGCGCGCGUGCAUGUACAUAUGUAUGUUUGUAUUUUUCAAGCAGGGCGUGAGUGCGAAUUUUUCCGCAUAUUUUGCGAUGAUUUAACGCGUGGUUCAACAUAAACGCAUUCCCUGCGUGCGCGAAUAACCCCCCGUUAAUAUUGACGUUGACUCACAAUACGGAUCAGCGAGACGGACAUUAUAAAUGAGCAUUGUGAUCUCGUAGCGUUCGACAGACAGAACGAUUAAUAAUUGAAGUGAAAUUAACGGGAUAGAUACGAGUCGAUAGCUCGAAAGGAUAUUAAUCUUUAGUUCGUCACGAUGAUAUGACGUAGCGAUCGAAACUCAGAGAUGCUAUCUUCGACGAGAUUCAGCGAGAUUCGUAAAGUUCGAGGCACUCUCUAUGAUCCCCUGACCAACACAACUGAUAUAUUUCCUUGCGAACAAUCCGUGAGAUUUCGAAAUCACGUCCGCAAGAGAUCCGGGAGAUUUCCGGGAGAUUGAUUAAACUUUUGACAGGUUAACGCGUAUCUACCACCCUUUCUAUCUCCAUCGAAACAAAUCCUGCACAAGUCUUUGUACAUAGCUCGCAACCUGCAUAUGUACGUAUGUAUAUACACGCCGGAGUGAAUCCCAUAGUCCUGACUCCUGUCUCGCCGGUUUCGCCGAUCUCGGCAGACGGUUGGAGAAAGCCGCGCCACGGUAUUUCCAAUUUCGUGCCGUAGUAAGCCCCCGGCUGAGAGCGACGAAGCAAUUGGCAAUUCGCCUCGACGGGACUUUCAGCACUUUCAAUUCGCACGGAGAGACGGGCUCGCCCGUUCUGCUUGCCGGGCGAAUACACACGGUGACUGGAAAGGACGCGGGAGACGGGGAGAUGGACACUCCUUUCCUCUCCUCUCCUCUCUCGUCCCGUAUCGAGAGAGUCCGCAUUCAGAUGCGCUGUAACGAUCACGAUAUCCAGGAGAGCUGCUGCACGCUCUGCCCUCUCCUCGGUCCUCGUCGAGGACUGGGAAUCACUGUGUUUCCCACGGUCCGAAAGCCUUUCGGAUAUAUCGAUCGCGAAGACGCGCAGAACGUUUCGACUCUCCAGAGAUUUGCACGUUCCUCUUAUUUAUCCUCGUCUCUCGGAUUCUCCCCUCAAGACGCUAUUUCCUUCGUGGAAGUAAUGCGUUGGCUCAACCGUGAGUGUCGGUUUAGCGUUCUCUUAAAAUUUAUUUGGAUCUACGAUUCCAGAUUUUAUUUCUAGGAUAUAUUAUCUCUUCGUCUGGAAUUUUUCGUCUUCCAACUUUUUACGAGAUAAUCUCUUUCUGGGAUAACUGUUUUUUAAAUAAUAGAAAAUUGUUAUAUUCCUCAAAAGAUCCGUCGGCACUAUUUUAUCAAACGGCAAGCGAUUGUUGUCCAUAUUGAGAAUCGCGGAAGCGUUGAGAAAACUGGGUUCAAGUCGGAAAAGCGGAUUGAGAAUUAAACGGGUGGCGAAAUCCGCGUAAUUAAAAGAUAAAAGGAUCAGAGAGAAGAUCAGAGUUCUGGGGUUGAUGCGGGUAGUAGUUUAUUUGUAUCGUGGCUCCUAUCUAAAACUGUCCGCGCCGGUCUUUCACUUCGCUCUCUUUUUUCCAAACGGAGGAAUCAGAAGGUCGAGUUGGCUAAAGAGAAAUAUUUUUUUUUUUUGUCGAAUAUUUGAUAGUCUCGUUUAAACUUUCAACUGCAAACCGCGACGUUUACGAGAACGACGCGCUAAAAGUCCUCUUUAUUUUUAUUUCUCAUCAGUUUAAAAAAAUUCGCGAGCGCGAAUUGAUGCCUUCGUACUUUUUUGUCAAGCAAAACGACCUUGCAAUUUGCCGCAAAAUCUCGCUGUCUCGCGGUGCUCGUUCUCGCGAAUAUCGAGCCACCCCCGUACAGGGUGGUACCUCCCAGGUAAAAAACAGCCCGCGGCCGUACCUGCAUGCGCGAUAUAAAAAAAAAAAACGUAAUAUUCAGAGCGCGUAUGUAAGCAAGGUGUGUAUGUGUUAGCCCCGGUGAAAUUCGCAAUUGCGGGCGCGGUUGAAUUUCACGUGCUGAUGGAACGGCGCGCACAAACGAUGGCCGCGCGUUAUUCGGUGAAGGCAUCGCUAUUGGCCGGAUAAAAAUCCGAGCUGAGCAAACACGCCGGAGCAUGUUCCGUUCGCGCGGGUUCUCCACGCACCGCUUAUUUCUUGCAUUAAUCGCCAUUUUUUUCCGCACGCGUAUGCGUGCGCUCCUAUUGUGGCGCAUGAAAUAAACGGACUCUCGCCGUGGUUCCUCCACUGUCGUGCGUCUGAUACAAAUCGUUUCAUCGCGAAUAAAAGAACCAACGGUGAUAUGGUUACCGUUCUCUCCUUCUCUCCCCUUCUCUCCGUGCAUUCAAAUAUUCUGACCAUGGAAAUCGUCGGGAAUUCCGAAUAUCUCGAUUACCCAUUAUUGACGCGAAACGAAGUCACGUCGCGCGCAUCGGCAUGGCUUUCGCGAUCGCAAAUUGCGCGAUACUCUACUGUAGGUGUCAUAAAACUACUGAAAGCUUUUUGCGUUAUCUACUUCGUGUACUUCAAUCUGGAUUUAGUGCUUGUCAAUGCGCGAGCCCACAUAGCGUUACCGAAAUCUACGAAUUCCGAUGAACGCGUCAAUCGUUUCCGCUGGAUCGAGAAUGUGCUCACAAAGUAGAAAGUUCCGAUUUAAAUAUCAUGUCUCGUGCACAUUACAAUCUUUUUUAUUACAUACACACAUAUUUGAGAUAGCUGGUUUAAUUAGCUUCCUCUGAAACUUUUCUCCCGAUACUCAACAACAUGCGUCGUAGUCGUAUCUUCUUAUUUUCCAAUAAGACUUUCAGCAACUUCCGCAUCUCAAACCUCUAACUCGAUUCACUCGUUAACUCGUGAUUCGCUCACAGUACUACUAGAUCUACUACACCGUGUUCUUCCCUCUAAAGCUGCAACUUUAGGCUUCCACCGAGAAGUACAGUCCCCUGAGCGGGACUUAGUAAAAAGAGAGAA